Messenger RNA from Jaculus jaculus (lesser Egyptian jerboa), 2825 nucleotides. RefSeq names its product SMAD family member 1 (gene Smad1). Lineage: Eukaryota; Metazoa; Chordata; Mammalia; Rodentia; Dipodidae. The record is from RefSeq and is a predicted model, not a curated record. Gene Ontology annotation, cellular component: heteromeric SMAD protein complex. The coding region runs from base 273 to 1670 and encodes 465 amino acids. Gene Ontology annotation, biological process: SMAD protein signal transduction; BMP signaling pathway; anatomical structure morphogenesis. Gene Ontology annotation, molecular function: RNA polymerase II cis-regulatory region sequence-specific DNA binding; I-SMAD binding; DNA-binding transcription factor activity, RNA polymerase II-specific. The transcript has 7 exons.
UUCUGUUCGCCUGUCGCGGAUAAUGGGCUCCCAACACCUCAGGAGCAUACUGACAAACCUGUUCCCUGACCAGGCUGAUAUUUCCUCUUGUUUGCACUGAAUUUGGGCUUCCCUUCAGAUCACGAGGAAUGAUCUUGUCUCCUUUCGAUGACCGCAGAGGAAACUCUGCGUAAAUAAGCCGUCGUCUUUGCCGCUGCCCCGUCCCUUGCAGAGACGUCCCCCACUUUGCCCGAGCCGGGGAGCUGCGUCACCCCGGAGCCAGAUCCGCCACUAUGAACGUGACCAGCUUGUUCUCCUUCACAAGCCCGGCCGUGAAGAGACUUCUGGGGUGGAAGCAGGGCGACGAAGAAGAGAAAUGGGCCGAGAAAGCUGUCGAUGCCUUGGUGAAAAAACUGAAGAAAAAGAAAGGGGCCAUGGAGGAACUGGAAAAGGCCCUGAGCUGCCCGGGGCAGCCGAGCAACUGCGUCACCAUUCCCCGCUCCCUGGAUGGCAGGCUGCAGGUCUCCCACCGGAAGGGACUGCCCCACGUCAUCUACUGCCGCGUGUGGCGCUGGCCCGACCUGCAGAGCCACCACGAACUCAAACCACUGGAAUGCUGCGAGUUUCCUUUUGGCUCCAAGCAGAAGGAGGUUUGCAUCAACCCCUACCAUUAUAAGCGAGUAGAAAGCCCCGUUCUCCCUCCAGUGCUGGUGCCCAGGCACAGCGAGUACAACCCGCAGCACAGCCUCCUUGCCCAGUUCCGGAACCUGGGGCAGAACGAGCCGCACAUGCCGCUGAACGCCACGUUUCCCGACUCCUUCCAGCAGCCCAACAGCCAUCCGUUUCCCCACUCUCCCAACAGCAGCUACCCCAACUCUCCAGGGAGCAGCAGCAGCACCUACCCUCACUCCCCCACCAGCUCAGACCCGGGCAGCCCUUUCCAGAUGCCUGCUGAUACACCACCGCCUGCUUACCUGCCUCCAGAAGACCCCAUGACCCAGGAUGGCUCUCAGCCAAUGGACACAAACAUGAUGGCACCUUCGCUGCCCUCAGAAAUCAACAGAGGAGAUGUCCAGGCGGUUGCUUAUGAGGAACCAAAACACUGGUGCUCUAUUGUCUACUAUGAGCUCAACAACCGCGUGGGGGAAGCGUUCCAUGCCUCCUCCACAAGUGUGUUGGUGGACGGUUUCACUGAUCCUUCCAACAAUAAGAACCGUUUCUGUCUUGGGCUCCUCUCCAAUGUUAACCGGAAUUCCACCAUUGAAAACACUAGGCGACAUAUUGGAAAAGGAGUGCAUCUGUACUACGUGGGAGGAGAGGUGUACGCCGAGUGCCUCAGCGACAGCAGCAUCUUUGUGCAGAGUCGGAACUGCAACUAUCACCACGGCUUCCACCCCACCACCGUCUGCAAGAUCCCGAGCGGGUGCAGCCUGAAAAUCUUCAACAACCAGGAAUUCGCUCAGCUACUGGCCCAGUCUGUGAACCAUGGCUUCGAGACCGUCUACGAGCUCACCAAGAUGUGCACCAUACGCAUGAGCUUUGUGAAGGGCUGGGGAGCCGAGUACCACCGCCAGGAUGUUACUAGCACCCCCUGCUGGAUCGAGAUACACCUGCACGGCCCUCUCCAGUGGCUGGAUAAAGUUCUCACCCAGAUGGGUUCGCCUCACAACCCCAUUUCCUCUGUGUCCUAAACGGCCCCGGGCUCCUGCCUCUCCAAAACUCCUGAGCCUUGCAUGUACUUGAAGGAUGGCUGAUGCAUCGGACGGACGGAAAGACGAGCUGAGAAAGGAGCCUUGACAAUACUUGACCUCUGUGACCAACUGUUGGAUUGAGACAUUGAAACACCUUGGUAACAGACUGUUGAUAUCAAGAACCUGUUUAGUUUACAUCGUGACAUUCUAUUGUAAAAUCAACUAAAAUGCAGACUUUGAAGAGGACUUUGUGUCUAGUUACAGAAGAGAUGGCCAGGCCAGGGACACAUCAUCUAUUAGAUAAACAGUCCUAAGAGAUUCUUUUGUGUUUGGCACUUUAAGGGCCAUCAUUUGGCGGGUCCUCUUCCCGUGGGUUUUCAUAAUAUUUUAAAACGGUUAGUAAUGAAUGGUUUUUGUUUGUUUUUAAAGUAAAGGUUAAUCUUUAUGAUAUACAUAGUAAUCUUUCUAAAAAUUGUAUGCUGACCAUACCGCUGUCAGAAUAAUGUUAGUCAUAUGCUCUUUGCUAAAUAUGUCUGUACAGAAUAUUUGGAAGUUAUGAAUACUCUGAUGACCAGUGAAUCUGGAAGUAUUUGAGGGGCGGGAAGGGAAAAGUCACCUGCAAAUGUAGAGUCGACUGUAAAAUUCCGUUUGUUGCCUUCAACAAACUGGUGUCUGGAUUUUGCUGUGUUUCAGUUUUUCAGAGAUUUUUAAUCCUACUUUUUUUUUUCUUCUUCUAUCCCGUCCUCUCCACAAAGCAGUAAUGCAGCCAGUUAAUUCCUAUCACUGAGAGCAAAUGAAUACUUCCUGCUCACCUCAGAUCGACUGCUGUGUGUUUCAAUUCCAGUCUAUGGAAUGCUUGAAUUUAAUGAGCAGCUUUUGUGGAGUUCACAGAACUAGGCUUUAAUUUUCAAAUGAAUUGUUUGCCAAACCCAGUAACUCUGUUAAAUAUUUGCAGGAUUUAAAGAAGGUCCUUACUUAAAUCCAUUUCGAACUUUUUUAAUUUUUUUGUACUAUGUUUGGUUUUAUUUUUCUUCUGUUAAUCUUUUAUAUUCACCUAUGCUCUCAUACAUUGAGUGCUUUUAUUCCAAAACUAGUGGGUUUUCUCUACUGGAAAUUUUAAAUAAAUCUGUCAUUAUUGCUUACUUUGAUUAAAAA